AUGAUGGAUCUUAACGAACUAGCACUUGCACAGAAAUCCACUUACCGAUUUCAGUUACCAGCUUCGGCACGGCACAGAACCUACGAGAUUGGCGCUCGAGGACGGGAAAGAGCGGGUUACAUUUACGAUGCCCCUCCACACAAUGGUGCGGAGCCUUUAUUCUAUGGAGGAAGGAGCACAAACAACCACUAUGUGGUCUCCAGCCCGGGAAGAUAUACGUAUGAAGUUGCUCCACCUGCCUACAUCAUUGGAUAA
Messenger RNA from Cylicostephanus goldi, 255 nucleotides. The record is from the annotation of a GenBank genome assembly. Lineage: Eukaryota; Metazoa; Nematoda; Chromadorea; Rhabditida; Strongylidae.